This is a messenger RNA of Nicotiana tabacum (common tobacco), 804 nucleotides long. NCBI's taxonomy places the organism in Eukaryota, Viridiplantae, Streptophyta, Magnoliopsida, Solanales, Solanaceae. The record is from RefSeq and is a predicted model, not a curated record.
UAUCUGCUUGAGGAAGUUGCCCUUAUUCCGGAUCGAUUAAAGAAGAUCCCGUUGCAGUUGCUUCGAGGUGUGAAGUAUCUCCAUUCUGCAAACAUUCUUCAUCGUGACUUGAAACCUGGAAACCUACUUAUCAAUGCUUACUGUGAUUUAAAAAUUUGUGACUUUGGUCUUGCACGUACAAACAAUAGCAAGGGCCAGUUCAUGACUGAGUAUGUUGUUACGCACUGGUAUAGGGCACCGGAGCUCCUGCUCUGUUGUGACAACUAUGGAACUUCCAUUGAUGUAUGGAGUAAGGCUGUACUGUGGGCCGGUCUGGGCCUGGGACCGGCCCAAGACCGCGGUCCAAACGGGCCUAAUGGGCCGGUUCAAGUGGGCCUGGGCUUAAGUGGUGCAAAAGACCGUGGCGGGCCGGAGAAAGUGCAUGGGAAGUUUCUUGAGAAUAAUUUACAAGCUAUGGUAGAGAGUGUUGGGCUAAAAUCUACUACUCCUUUAGGAGGUGAAGACCAAGGUGUUGGAAAGACGCUCUCAAAAGUCAAAGAAUUACCUACUCCAACCCCUAAAGUAGUUACACAACAUAAGAAAAGGAAGCUUAAAUCCUCAAAGGCAACUUUGAAAAAGAUGGUAUGCGCUUCAACAGAUAUAGAGAAACACCCCCCAGUGGGUUUACUGGAUUCUCUUUUCGAGGAUAUGAAGAAGACAAAUAUUUUGGAUCUUUCUCCAUUAGAAAGUUUACUGGAUUCUCUUUUUGAGCUCGCUGCGUCAUAUGACCAAGAGCGAUCCAAUAUGGCUGAUAAGACGAGUUAA